Molecule: messenger RNA, 875 nt
Organism: Ctenocephalides felis (cat flea)
Lineage: Eukaryota; Metazoa; Arthropoda; Insecta; Siphonaptera; Pulicidae
Product: trypsin-7-like
Exons: 5
Coding region: 61-843 (260 amino acids)
Biological process (GO): proteolysis
Molecular function (GO): serine-type endopeptidase activity
Source: RefSeq, a predicted model, not a curated record
AGAGUAUCAAUAUAAACCGAUUGAUAAACUAAGUCAAACAGAGUGUGCAAAAUUCCCAUCAUGGCGCGAAUUAUUUUAUUUAGCGCAUUAUUUGCAAGUUUCAUCUGUUGCUUUAGCGCGGAAGUACAAAAUCGAAUCGUUGGUGGCAAUGAUGUAAGUAUUUCAAAAAAUGGGUGGCAAGUAUCAGUUCAAAGUAAUAACCAACAUUUCUGUGGUGGUUCAAUCAUUGCUAAAGAUUGGGUGCUGACUUCUUCUCAGUGCGUUGCAGACAAACAAAGUCCACCGAAAGAUUUAACUGUUCGUGUUGGAACUAGCACUCACAAUGAUGGAGGACAAGUGUAUGAUGUUAUUGAAAUUAUAAAACAUCCGAAAUAUAAUAAAGCAGUGCCAGAUGAUUUUGAUGUUGCACUUUUACGGAUCAAAGGGCCAAUAUCAUUUACUCCAUGCACUGUAACUCCUGUAAAAUUAAUACAAUCGGAAAAAGAAGUACCGAAGGGAGCAACGUUGAGUGUAACUGGAUGGGGCGCCACGAAGGAAUGGGGGCCAAUUUCGCCAAAGUUGCAAGAAGUUAAAGUUAAAGCUUACUCAAGUCAAGAAUGCAAGAACAGUCAUGCUAUUAACAAUGACAUCAUUUCUGACAGUAUGAUGUGCGCUGGUUUUCCUCAAGGACAAAAAGAUACUUGUCAUGGGGAUAGCGGUGGGCCACUUGUAGAUGAAAAACGAGUUCAAGUAGGAGUUAUAUCCUGGAGGCGAGGAUGCGCGCGACCUGGAAAUCCUGGUGUAUAUGCAAAACUGAGCCACCCGGAAAUUCAAAAGUUCAUUAAAAAAUAUGUACAAAUUUAAAUAAUAAAACUGUAUGAAAAACAAUAAUAAAC